AUGGGGACGUUGAGAGCUGAGCUACAACGAGGUUUAUUUCAAGAUGAUGAGGAAAGGUUUUUGUCGUAUGUUGAUGUCACAAAAGAAAACGAGAAAAAGAAGAAAAAAGAAACUUACUUAUGUGUCACAGGUAUGAUAAAUAAGCUGAUUUUGUUUUAAAGCUUUUUUAAUGCUGCAAUUUAUAAUUUAUGUAACAUCAAUAAUGUCAUAGUAAUAUCCUCUUUUGUUACAGCUUCUAUUCAACAGCCUGUUGUGGUGAAGCUAUACUUGGUGCGAGCUAAAGAUGACGGGUAUCAUAAGAAGGAGAGCUUUAUGUUGCGCGAUAUUAAAGUAGUGGAUGGAAUAAACCCACGAAAACCGAAUUCUGAAUUCGAUAUUGUGUUUGGAGAUAACAGGAGAAGGAACUUCUUGGCUGUGUCUAUAAAUGGGAAGGAAGCCUUUAUAAAGGAAUUGUUUUUUGUAAGUUUACUUUUGAUUUGAUGUUUAUUCUUUAGAUUUCUCACAAGUUUUUGCCAAUUCAAAAACCAGAGUUUGUGAAUAUUAAAAUACCUGAUAUUGAAAGUCCGAAACAUAUAAACGUACAAGAUGACAGUGCUAUUCAAACGAUUCAGGACGAGGAUUAUCAUGUAAGCAGUAUAAAUGGAAAUUUAUUAUUUUGUAACGUGUAGGGUUAUUGGGAGGGUUUAGAACACGUAUCUAAUUUCACAGCGCAAUUUUUAGUUCAAAGAACACAAUAACAAUAUGGGGUGUUUUAAACUUUAUUAACUAAUUGAGCAGUAAAAUGAAGUAAAAAUAUGAAAAAGUAUAAGAAUAACGUGGAACAAAAGUUUUUGUUUUUAGCCGAUCACUCAGAAAGAAGAAGCCGACUUUAGAAGGAUGUUGAAGCAGUUUAAUCUACAGUUGUUUGAAGCCAAAGAGUUCAAUGACAAGUUGACGCAAAUGUUGGCUGAUCUUGAUAACACUAACAUUGAGAGCAUAAUGGCUAGCGAGACGGCUGUAGCAGAUCUCAUCAACAAUUUGGAGAAGUGUGAUGAACACAUGAAGUUUCUAGGGGAUCGGCUGUUUGCUUAUGACACUGUUUUACAUGUAUGUUUGUUUGAUUUUUGUUGGGUUAAUUAAGGUUUGAAACGUAGAAAAGGAACUGUUUUAAAAUUAACAAAAUGUUAAAAUAGUAUAUGUAGGUAUUGUAACAAGUAAUCAACAAACAUGUAUAUCAAUGUUUUCAGCAAGUGGAAGAAAACGUAGAAAUCAUCGAGGAAAAGGCCAAUCUUGGCCAAGUCGAACGGGAAAACUUGCGAUUGUUACUUAACUCGUUGACUGAGUUUAGCGAACUUAUGGUUACUGUAAGUCCAGAACAAUUGGAACUUUUGAGACGACCAAAGUUUGGCGAUGCUGCAUCGUAAGUUAUUAUCAAUCCAAGAUCAGUUUUUGGGUUACCUCCUAGUAUUAACUUUUUAAUGAUGAUAACGGUUUUAGGAUAAACUUGUGUUUGGAAGCUGCGAAGCGAGCUCACAAGUUUAUGAGUACAGAAACUCCUCACAGUCACACCGACGCCUAUAAAGAAGGUAUGCAGACAAUACGAUCUGCUUUUGGCACUUUUGUCGACACUUUUUACUCUUACAUAUCAGCUACUAUUGAGAACAUGGUAUGUUUGUUGUUAUCACAAUAGUUUUGCGAGCACUUAUUCGUAGAUAUUGGUUUUUAGGUACUUUUUACUUAAAUUUGUUCAUUUUUUUAUUUGUAAAUGUAUUUCUGGUUAAAUAUUGUUGAUAACUUCUCUUCAUGACUCUAUAAACAACAUUACAGAGAGACCGUGUUCCAUUGGACGAGUCGACCAUAAUGCCAAAACAUUCUGCCGUUUACAGACAGCUGAACAACUUUGGCGAAAUUGUGAACGUAAUCAGAGUAUCAAGGCCGAAUGUCUAUCAGAGGUUACUGGACAACUAUCGACAACAUACGGCGACGAUAUUCCACCAAGACCAACAGAAUUUCUAUCAAAAUCACGAAAUGAGGGUGAAUAUGAUGCCAGGUAACGGGUUUUGUUAUUAUUGGUUGCGUACUUUGUAAACUUAAAUUUGUCUACUUGUAUUAUUGUGUCAUCAUAAGUUGAUGAUAGGUACGUAAACGACAUUUUACGUAUGGCAUAAUCGUGAAUAACACUGGCUUUGUUAUUGGGAGGAUUCGAUCUUAUUUAUAAAUAAUAUUAACCUUUUGUAGCCCACUCAAAGGCGGAACUCAAUGAAUUCGGAUCUCUGAUGGAAAUGGUGGCGGCCGAGUCGGAGAUAGUGGUCCAAGCUGAACAAUCAUUUCUUCAAAAGUUCUUCCACAUUCCGUCGAUCGACCCAACCACUCAACAGUUGAGCGACUCGAUGAGAUCAGUGAUAAGAACAAUAUUCGAACCAAUGGCUGAUCUUUUCCAGAAAUUCGGCCGAGCUUGUUGUUCUAGGAACCCGCAUGAGUAUGUAGUGUAAUAUUGUGUUGGGGUUUGGGCUAUAAUUUUGGUUUUUUGGGUUACUUUGCGAAUUGUAUAUACUGAAUUUUUUAAAAUUACCUUGGAAAUUUAAAUUUAGUAUCUUACUAUCUUAAAUUCAAUUUUUCAUUUUUUUUAUUUCAGAUUACCAGCGGCCUUAUUUGUCCGCUUAGUGUCGUUGUUACCUAAAUACAAUAACCCUAAGGCUUACUUUUCCACUGUUUUUGGAAACUUUGUAGUGGCAAUGAAGAGGAUAUUGGAUGAACAGAUGGUAAGCGACUUCUUUUGAGAAAUAUACUUAAUUUAUGUCAAAAGAAGGAUCGACUUUUUGUUUUUCAUGCUAUUAUUCGUAAUGUACCUUGUCUUACUUUAUCUUGAAUCCUAAGCUAUGGUGAUUAUUUCAGAAUCACCGCCUAGAAUCUUAUCGUAAUCAGCGAAUCUCGAAGCGACAAAGAAUUGGAUUGUUAUCGUGCAUCGAUGAGUUCAGCGAUCUCAUCAAAAACAUGGAUGCCAUAUUUGGAAACAGUGAACGACGAUCUGAUUUCGAGAAAUGGGCUGUAAAACUGUGUAAUGGAGUAAUUGAAGGUAUUGACAACGCUGCCAUGUCACCGAACUCAAAGUCACCAGCUUCGGUGGUCAGGCUGGAGAACUUCCACAAGUUGCAUUGUAAGUUUGGAUUGAGGAAUAGGCCAGGAUAUUAAUCAUAACUGGUCUAAAAGUGUAUAGCCAAUUUCUUUGAACUAGGUGUCUAUUAUAAUUGAGAGUUCUAUAUACUUUUUGACCAAAAUCGCGUUGGGUGGUAUCUGAUUGAAAACACUUGAUGUUAUUCUUGUAGCCGUUCUGUCAGAGAUGAAAGUGCCAGCCUUGGAUGAAAUUCGAAAUCAAGUAAAGAGAAAGUACCAGGAAAACAUGAAGAUCUACAUAUUUGAUUACCUCGGGAAGCCUUUGGAGAAACUACAUGUAAGUUUAUGUACUUGAGCAUUCAAAGGCAAAAGAUAAAAUACCAAAAAAUAACGCAUUUUUCCAAAAAAAUGUUUUUCUACAAACUUAUGGACCAGGUUGGCAUUGUGAUUCCAAGUUAAUAUUUAAAACAUUUUCAGCUCUUCUUUGAGUCAGUCGAAUUUGCCAUAAAUUCUGGAGUGCGCCCGGAAGAAGUCGGUUUCCAACAACAGUUCAGUCGAGGCGAACUGAAGAAGGCCAUAAGUGCUCAUCAAGGUCGAGAAGUGAAGAAAGGUCUCGAGAAUCUGUACGCCAAAGUGGAGAAGCAUCUGAAUGCGGAUUCUCCGCUGCUACAAGUUGUCUGGAGAGAUAUGCAACAAGAAUUCUUGUCACAAAUCAAGCAUUAUCAGCGACUCAUCAGCCAAUGUUACCCAAACUCUCGUCUCAAUCUCGAGUUCACAAUAGAAGACGUCUUGAAUUACUUUUCACAAAUUGCACAACAACAUUAG
Messenger RNA from Bursaphelenchus okinawaensis, 3918 nucleotides. NCBI's taxonomy places the organism in Eukaryota, Metazoa, Nematoda, Chromadorea, Rhabditida, Aphelenchoididae. The record is from the annotation of a GenBank genome assembly.